CAACGUACGAAAAGUGGGGCGUUACAUAAUCCCACUCUCCGUCCAUCUCCAUUUGAAGUAUUAUUCUGAAAGCUUCAAAUUGCAUCUGCUAUACAUCGACAUGAGGGAUGAUGACGUUCCUCUACCCGUGUCUACGCCCACAUCUUCAUCCGUCCUCCCCAGAAGAGACGCGCCCUUGGAUUCCUUCAGCAUUUUCGGACGCGGCCGCUACAAGUUCUGGGCUUUCGGCGCCAUUUUGCUGCUGGCUUUCUGGUCGAUGCUUACCGGCACAGUCACCCUCCGGUGGUCCGCUGGAGAUCUAAAGGACCGGUUCAAUGAAAAUUACGGCUCCCAACCCUCGGACGAUCUCGACGUCCUCGAUAUGGAAGAGAGGGAGAAGCUGGUGAAUCAUAUGUGGGAUGUGUACAUCAACAGCCAGCGAGUGAGAUUGGACAGUUUUUGGCUGGAGGCCUUUGAAGCCGCCUAUGAGGAUUUGACCAGCGAGGUGCCCGAAGUUAGGGAGGCUGCCAUUUCAGAAAUUGCUGGGAUGUCUGCCCGCUACCUCAGGCUCAAACCGCCCCCUCUGCAUUCUUCACCUUCCUUGUGCUAUGGCUGUGAAGGGCAUGGUUUUAGGAUUGCGGUAUCCGAGAAGUGA
Molecule: messenger RNA, 634 nt
Organism: Striga asiatica
Lineage: Eukaryota; Viridiplantae; Streptophyta; Magnoliopsida; Lamiales; Orobanchaceae
Source: the annotation of a GenBank genome assembly